Molecule: messenger RNA, 3718 nt
Organism: Prosopis cineraria
Lineage: Eukaryota; Viridiplantae; Streptophyta; Magnoliopsida; Fabales; Fabaceae
Product: pentatricopeptide repeat-containing protein At3g16610-like
Exons: 2
Coding region: 302-2809 (835 amino acids)
Biological process (GO): RNA modification
Molecular function (GO): protein binding; zinc ion binding; RNA binding
Source: RefSeq, a predicted model, not a curated record
GUAGGAACCGCUUGAACGUUUCCGAUUCACCAAAGCAAUGGCAGUAGUUCCAUGUCAAGCCCUGCGACUACAAGCUCCCUUUGCCUCCUUCCCUCUCUGUGCUUAUAGGAAGUCUUCUUUCAAGUAUAGUGCGUUUGCACUUGACUGUGCGGGCGUGUCUACGAUUAUUUCUCCUUUGCUUUCUCUGCAGCUCUCUCUGGAUGUGUCUCUUUUGGUUCUUUGGUAAUCCUAAGUUUCAUUCUUUGAAGGAAUAUACAGUAAUAAAAACCAGAAAUCCAUAUAAGUCUCAACUGGGGUAAAAAUGCCUUGGCGAACAUGUUUCAAACGUCACCUGGUUUUGUUUCCAAUCACUGCUAGUCGAGGAUUAAGUAAUCUUUCUAUCCAGGACAAGGGACCCAAGUCGUUGUCUCACAAAUGGAGUGGCCAAACAGCCAUCCAAGGAUUGAACUUUGUCUCAGACAAGCUUUGUUCUUCUAAUUUUGUGACGCAACUUGAAGCCUGCAUUCAAUCCAAAUCUCUUUCCGAAGGUAAGAAAAUACAUGAACAUAUCCUUAAACGCAAUGGCUUUAUUAAGGAUUUCACUAUCCUUGGAAAGCUAACCCAUCUGUAUAUUAUAUGUAAUGAGAUUGAACUUGCUCGUCAAGUGUUUGAUAAAAUUCCAAAGCCGAGUGUUAUUUUGUGGAAUAUGAUGAUCAGAGCUUACGCUUGGAAUGGACCAUUUGAAAAGGCCAUUGAUCUGUACUAUGAGAUGCUGAAACUGAGAGUAAGACCAUCCAAAUUCACGUUCCCUUUCGUUAUCAAAGCCUGUUCAGGCCUACAAGCAAUGGAAAUUGGGAGAGAAAUACAUGAGCAUGCAGAGAAACUGGGUCUUGAAUCGGACAUUUAUAUUUCUACUGCCUUGGUUGACCUCUAUGCCAAAUGUGGGGAUUUGGAUGAAGCCCAAAGAUUGUUUAAUAGCAUGUCCCACAGGGAUAUUGUUGCAUGGAAUGCCAUAAUUGCGGGGUUCUCACUUCAUGGACUUUAUGAUGAAAUGAUACAAAUAGUUGUCCAGAUGCAGCAAGCAGGAAUAAUUCCCAACUCUUCAACUAUCGUUGCAGUUCUACCUACAGUUGGUCAAGCUAAUGCACUACGCCAAGGGAAGGCUAUCCAUGGUUACUCUGUUAGGAAGAUCUUCAGCAAUGAUGUGGUUGUUUCAACUGGACUUCUGGAUAUGUAUUCAAAGUGCCGUCACAUAUCCUAUGCAAGGAAUAUCUUCGAUAUGAUAAGUGAAAAAAAUGAGAUAUGCUGGAGUGCUAUGAUUGGAGGAUAUGCCACAUGUGAUUCCAUGAAGGAGGCAUUGGUGCUGUACGAUGAGAUGGUAUUCAAAAAUAAGAUGAACCCUACACCUGUUACACUUGCAAGCAUAUUACGAGCUUGUGCAAACCUCACUGAGUUGGUUAAGGGAAAACACUUGCAUUGUUAUACAACGAAAUCAGGGUUGGAUUUAGAUGCAACAGUUGGAAACUCACUAAUUUCUAUGUAUGCAAAAUGUGGAAUUUUGGAUGACGCAAUUAGGUUUUUUAAUGAAAUGAUCUCAAAGGAUAAGGUUUCUUACAGUGCUAUUAUAUCUGGAUGUGUCCAAAAUGGUUCUACAGAGAAGGCUUUACUUAUUUUUCGCCAGAUGCAGUUAUCUGGCAUUGACCCAGAUGUGGUGACUAUGGUAGGUCUCCUUCCAGCUUGUUCACAUUUAGCAGCACUACAACAUGGGACCUGCUGCCAUGGCUACUCGGUUGUUUGUGGAUUCACAGCUUACAUCUCCAUUUGUAAUGCCAUUAUUGACAUGUACUCAAAGUGUGGAAACAUUUAUAUUAGUAGGGAAGUAUUUGACAGGAUGCCAAGGCAGGAUAUUGUAUCAUGGAAUACAAUGAUAAUUGGUUAUGGCAUUCAUGGGCUAGGCACAGAAGCACUUUCAUUAUUCCAUGAAUUUCAGGCAUCAGGUUUAAAGCCAGAUGACGUGACCCUCCUUGCUGUUUUAUCUGCCUGUGGCCAUUCAGGACUUGUCAUGGAAGGGAAAUAUUGGUUUAAUGCCAUGACCCAAGACUUAGACAUGAAGCCAAGGUUGGCACAUUAUAUCUGCAUGGUUGACCUUCUGGCCCGGGCAGGACAUUUGGAUGAGGCAUAUACCUUCAUUCAAAGGAUGCCAUUUGAACCUGAUGUUCGUGUCUGGGGUGCAUUGCUUGCUGCAUGUAGGAUCCAUAAAAAUAUUGAAAUGGGUGAAGAAGUAUCAGAGAAGAUCCAGUUGCUGGGACCUGAAUCUACUGGAAAUUUUGUCCUUAUGUCAAACAUAUAUUCAUCUGUAGGGAGAUGGGAUGAUGCAGCACGCCUUAGAAUCAUACAAAGGGAUCAAGGUUACAAGAAAAGUCCAGGAUGCAGUUGGAUUGAGGUCUCUGGAGUAAUCCAUGGAUUUAUUGGUGGAGAUCAAUCCCAUCCACAAUCAGCAUCCAUUAAUAGAAAGUUGGAGGAACUUCUGGUGCAGAUGAAAAAAUUUGGAUACUGUGCAGAUUAUAGUUCUUCCCUUCAUGAUGUUGAAGAGGAGGAGAAGGAACAGAAUCUCCUUUAUCACAGUGAAAAAUUAGCCAUUGCAUUUGGAAUUCUUAAUAUUAACCCUAGGAGGCCUAUAGUAGUUACAAAGAAUCUUCGAAUUUGUGUUGACUGCCACACUGCAAUAAAAUUUAUGACCCUUAUAACGGAGAGGGAAAUAAUAGUUAGAGAUGCAACUAGAUUUCAUCAUUUUAAGAGCGGGAUCUGCAACUGCCAGGAUUUCUGGUAAGGAACGGUAAUAGAAGUGUAAGUCAUAGGUCUUGUCAGAACCACAGAUUGCCAAGCACCCACAUACUGCUUGAACCCAGAAGAAGAAUAGAAGAUGUGAGCGAGAGAAGCAUUUAGAAACCUAGUUCUCAUUUAUGCACCAAAAACAACUCCAUAUUUGCAACCUAGAAGUAGAGAGGAACUCAAUAUUAGAGAAGGAAUUAUGGGGACACUUGUGGCCUUUGGCAGAGAUAUAGAAACAACACAUGCAGCAGCAAGUUGUUUUUAGCACUCCUAUAAUUGGUGGAAUUAAAUCUUUACAAUUUUUUUCUGCCAACAUCCACUCUGAACACAAAACCCUCUGAAGUACAUUCAAAUUUGGUUUAUAGGUAAAUUGUUUAUUCUUUUUCUUCUGUUUCUUUUCAGGCUGUCAUUAUUUUCGUUGAAUUUGCAUUGAUUGUGCUUGGCUGGUGUUUUUAAAUCAAAGUGGCUUAUUUCCUCUCAAUUCUUUCCCAACAUAAUGCUACUGUAGUUGAUCAAUGUCAUAUAAAUGAGAAACAGCUAAUGAUGAAUGUCGCACCUGGAAAAAUGCGACGCGGACUGCGCGUGAGCGGAGGUCUCGGCCUUCGCGGCGGAAACCAGAUCGAACGAGGAGUCGCCACCAAGAUUUUGAGAUAAAUCUCAGGAAACUGAUUAAAAGGAGGAUCAGGGUGGUCCACGAAAUCAAAGAAUAGGUUCAGGAGUCGGUUGAGUGUGGGGAAGGUGUUAGGCACCUCACAACACCCGUUCGUCAGAACGGUUACCUGAAAUUUGUUGUGCUCUUUAAAUAUGAUUUUAUAAUUAUUUUAAUUAUCUCUUUUGUAUUCAUGUGUCUGAUAAAAAUGAUAAGAAUUAUGUGAGAAAUGUUUAUUUAUUUAUGAGGGAGGACAGA